This is a messenger RNA of Sciurus carolinensis (gray squirrel), 3402 nucleotides long. RefSeq names its product cilia and flagella associated protein 418 (gene Cfap418). The transcript has 6 exons. The record is from RefSeq and is a predicted model, not a curated record. NCBI's taxonomy places the organism in Eukaryota, Metazoa, Chordata, Mammalia, Rodentia, Sciuridae. The coding region runs from base 49 to 669 and encodes 206 amino acids. Gene Ontology annotation, cellular component: cytosol.
ACCCGGCGCCACGGCCAAGAGAGCUGGGGAAAGACGUGACGAUUCAAGAUGGCGAAGGACCUGGAUGAGCUCUUGGAUGAAGUCGAGUCCAAGUUUUGCAGACCCGACCCACUGAGACUGGGCAUGGGCGAGCCGCCCAGAGGCUACGGCGACACCCACGGCAGCGACCGGAACCGAGCCGAGGCGAAAGAGAAGCUCAGAUCAACAGAAACAUUAAAAAAAGAAGAUGAUCUUGACAGUCUUAUUAAUGAAAUAUUUGAAGAGCCCAACUUUGACAAAAAGAACUUUAAAUUAAAAUCUAAAUCUUCAGGUAACACAUCUGUCAGAGCUUCCAUUCAAGGCCUCAGGAAAAGUUGCAGCCCAGUGUACCUUGGUGGAAGCACUAUUCCAUUUGGGAUUGGAACAAAUACUUCACAGAGAGCAUGUGACCAUCUGCGUUGUAUAGCCUGUGAUUUCUGGAUAGUGAGCUACAAUGACUGUAUGUGGGACAAAUCAUGCGAUUAUCUGUUUUUUAGGAACAACAUGCCAGAAUUCCACAAAUUAAAAACAAAGUUGGUAAAGAAGAAAGAAGCACGGGCAUAUGCCUGCCAGUGCAGCUGGAGAACUGUUGAAGAACUGACGGACCUGCAGACAGAUCACCAGCUUCGGUGGGUUUGUGGUAAACAUUGAGAAUGCACCCUUUGACAUUCCCACAGAUGCCUCUGUGAGAGCAGCCUCCAGUCAUCAUCUCGUUUAGGUAGAGGCACAUAUCAUAUUGUACCCUUUGGAAAAAGACAGUGAAUUUCAUUUAACUAUACAAAUUUUUGAAGAUCAAGUGGACUGAGGAGAUAAUACAACACUUUAGAAUCAUUCCUUUCUGAUGAUGGAUGUUUCACUUAGUAAGUAAGGUAACAAAUAUCCAAAUUCUUUGUUUGCCUAACUCCUGUUAAAUGGAAGUUUAAUGAUAGCAUUUCAUACUAUCAUACAGCCUUUCAUUAGCAACCGCGACACUGACUGCUCACUUACAGCAGUUAAAGGGGAUGGACCUGACCCGGGCACAGAGGUCUUGGUAGAAUUGGUUUUGGCACUUCCUCCAGUCACUUCUGCUGUUGCCAAAGAUCAUAACUUAGACAUCUCAAAAACUAGAUGCCAAGUGGCUAACAGAAGGGCUGUCAGGAAUACAGGAUGUUAUAAAACACUGCCUUAGACCUCACCAGCUCAAAACAGUGUAUGCACAAUAAUGACAAAUAUGUGUUGCCAGUUUUAGCUUAUUUCUCCUCCUUUUGUUCAAUUAGAUUUUAAAAACUUCUUAGCAAAUAUCCAUUUAUAUACAGAAAGAAAUUGUUUCCAUGGACCGAAAAUCACAAAAAUCCUGAUACAAAUAGGUCAUUGUUGGAUUUUUAAAUGCUCUCUAGCCUUUAAUGCCAACAAUUCUAUCAAGCAAGCAAGCAAGAUGAUUUUUUCAGGCAGCCUGUAAACUUUUCUGGUAGAAUCAGAUUGAUAAUUAUUAGAUGAGUACAUGAAAAGGGAAAUAAAGCCUGAUGACCCAGCAGGUAUCCUGUUAGGCUCCUCCUUGAUAUCACUGAGCAGCGUGUUCAGAAAAUCAUUUACCUCACAGUUUCCAGUUCCUAGCACCCUUGAAAGAUUCUGAAGGCUUUUUAAUCUGCCAGAAACUACUGCAAGUGUCUACAGUUUGGUUCAAAUGUGUAACAAGGGGCACACUGAAAGGGAGUAAUUUUUAGCACAGUUAUCUUCUUGGUCUUAUGCUGACUCCAUUCCAGCCGCUCUUCUGAAGCAAAGAACAUCUACAUAGCCAUUUAAAGCCCUUUCCUGGCCAUGACACGUUUGCAUACGUUAGUUAAGUCUGGUGUGGCAAUAGGACAAAUCUCAUCGUGACUGAUACUCAUAUUUUUGUAUCAAGGACGUGUCUAUAGAUUUUAUCUUUCAAUAAAAUUUUUUACUCCCCAAAAUUAUAUGUCUUUGUAAUUGUGUCAGAAAUACAGCAGGAUUUAGACUGAAGUCAUCUCUUCCAAAAAAUUGCAAAACAAGAUUCAUAUUCAAAAUUUCAUGGGAUUUGUCAUGUUAGUCAUAAUGAUGAUGACUUCUGUUUAGUCCAGUAUUCAAAUUUGCUGAGUCAUCAAUUUAAAAAAUAUUUUUAACUUAUUUUCCUUUCAGAUGGAUGAAAAUAUCCCUUCCAUUUUUCUUGUCAUUGUAACUAUCCUGAAACUGGGACAUAUUACCUGUGUAUGGCAUUCCAUAACAUAAUAAUCAUAAUAAUUCCAUAAUGUCAGAAAUGUCUCUAUGAGUUUCAGUUUUUAUUGUGAGUUUAUAAGCUUUUUAGUAUUGUACUAUUUUAAUCUAAAAUGUAGAAAGAAUAUUACAUUUAUAUGUAAAUACCUAUUACAAUUUAAGCUAAAAUGCAUCUACUGUAGUAUCAAUAUAGAAGAAAAGAACCAAUAUAGAAGAAAAGAAAUCAACUAUAAUUUCAAAAUGCAAAGUCUAUAAAAGUUUUAAGAUAAUCUUAUUUUCAAUAUUUAUGAUAAUCUCCUACCUUUAGCAGGUAUCUGUUGUGAAGCCAGGUAACUACUUUCUUCUAACUAUAUUAUACUCUCAGACCCUCAUGCUUCCUAGAAAUGAGUAUUCUCCAUUUAUUACUUUUUAUUUUAUAAUAAAGUAUUCAUAUUGGUAUUAUUUGAAAUAAUUUUGGUAUUUUUUAAUGUCAACAAGAAAGUUUCCAGCUAUCUAGUUGAAUAUUUACAUGAGGUAGGGAGCAGCAUGCCGCAAUUGUUUUUAACAGGGAUAAGGAAUAAAACAUACAUGCAUGAAUUUUCAGACUAUUAAUCCAUUCACUGCACUGGCAUUUCCUGGUAAAUUUGAAUCUAUCCAUACUCAACAACACAACAGUUUUUUUCCAAUGUGUACAAAAUUUAUGAAUUGUUAAAAACUUGGUGAAAUAAACAGAAUGAUGCCAACAACAUCAGAAAGCAAACUAGAAUAACUCAAGUCCCAUGAACAAUGGAGUGGGUGAUAAAAUUCAGUGACAUACACCCUCACACCGCAGCAAAUAUGCAAGCUGCAAAUAAGAGUGUGUGUGCACCUGUACAUGUGUGUAUAUGCAUGCAUAAAAGAGCAUGGCCAGUCAAAGGAGCAGGUCCAAGUUCAAGAACAGACCAAGUUGAUUGGGAUAUGCAUCCAGAUGUCAAGAAACUUAGAAUCCUCCUUUUCUUGGGCCAAAGGUGGUAACAGACUGUGAAACAGUAUCACUUUCCCUACUUUUCGUGCUGACCUAGUAUUUUUCAAUAUGAAAAAAAAAAAAAUCUUUGUAUCCAAAGUACUAUGAUGAAGCUCAGCAAUGAAUUUCAGAUAGUGUUUUCCUCAGCUGUUAUGUUUUUGUUUUGUUUGUUUGGUCCUGGGGAUUGCACA